This is a messenger RNA of Opisthocomus hoazin, 1755 nucleotides long. The record is from RefSeq and is a predicted model, not a curated record. NCBI's taxonomy places the organism in Eukaryota, Metazoa, Chordata, Aves, Opisthocomiformes, Opisthocomidae.
AUGGAAAGAAAGGGGGUGUCGGCGACACGCAUCCACGCUGAGAACGACUCCUGUGCAUCACCCCGGACCGAAGCAGCGCUCGCCCAAUUCCUCAGCGACCCACGUCCUGCCGCCCAGGAGCCCAAGGCUCGCUCUCCUUUGCAAAAGGACCUCAGGAACGCCAAGAAGGAAGGGGACCUGCUGACCGCCCAGGCGCGCCUCAAGGACGUGGAGGCUUUGCUGAACUCCAAGGAGGCUGCGCUCUCCACAGCCCUGGGCGAGAAGAGGAGUCUGGAGUCGGAAGUGCGGGACCUGAGAGCACAGGUGGCCAAGCUGGAGAGCGCCUUGGGCGAAGCCAAGAAGCAGCUGCAGGACGAGAUGCUGCGCCGCGUGGAUGCCGAGAACCGGCUGCAGACGCUGAAGGAAGAGCUCGAAUUCCAGAAGAACAUUUACAGCGAGGAGCUGCGGGAGACCAAGCGCCGCCACGAGACCCGGCUGGUGGAGAUCGACAACGGGCGGCAGCGGGAGUUCGAGAGCAAGCUCGCCGAAGCCUUGCAGGAGCUGCGGUGCCAGCACGAAGCCCAGAUCAGGCUUUACAAGGACGAACUGGAGAAGACCUACGGGGCGAAGCUGGAGAACGCCAAGCAGUCGGCCGAGAGGAACAGCAACAUGGUGGGCGCUGCCCACGAGGAGCUGCAGCAGGCCCGCAUCCGCAUCGACACGCUCUCCUCCGAAGUCAGCCAGCUGCAGAAGCAGUUGGCGGCCAAGGAGGCGAAGCUGCACGAUUUGGAGGACAUGCUGGCCAGGGAACGCGAGACCAACCGGCGCCUGCUCUCCGACAAGGACCGGGAGAUGGCCGAGAUGCGGGCGCGCAUGCAGCAGCAGCUGGAUGAGUACCAGGAGCUGCUGGACAUCAAGCUGGCUCUGGACAUGGAGAUCAACGCCUACCGCAAGCUGCUGGAGGGCGAGGAGGAGCGGCUGAGGUUGUCCCCCAGCCCUUCCUCCCACAAAGGCCCAUCCCGGAGCCACUUGUCCACCCCGGGCUCCUCCAAGAAGAGGAAGCUGGAGGAUGGCGAGAGCCGGACCAGCUUCUCCCACCACGCCCGGACAAGCGGCCGCGUCGGCGUGGAGGAGGUGGAUCUGGAGGGCAAAUUCGUCCGUCUCAGGAACAAGUCCAACGAGGACCAGGCGAUGGGGAACUGGCAGAUCAAGCGGCAGAACGGAGACGAUCCCCCCAUCACCUACCGCUUCCCCCCGAAGUUCACCCUGAAGGCUGGCCAGGUGGUCACGAUCUGGGCCUCGGGGGCUGGGGCGACCCACGCCCCCCCCAGCAACAUGGUGUGGAGAGCCCAGAGCAGCGGCUCGGGGGGGCACAGGGGGGAGGUGGCCAUGCGGAAACUGGUCCGCACCGUGAUCAUCAACGAUGAAGAUGAGGAUGAGGACGAUGAUGAGGUGAACAUCCACCACCGCCAUCACCACGGUAGCUGCGCUGCCUCUGGGGACCCCGGCGAAUACAACCUCCGCUCGCGCACGGUGGUCUGCGGCACGUGCGGUCAGCCGGCCGAGAAGCCGGGCAACCCGAACUCCGGUAUCAACACCGUCUCCUCGGGCUCGUCCACUUCCAGCGUGACCGUCACCCGCACCUACCGCAGCGUCGGCGACUCCGGCGCCAUCGGACACCUUGGGGACACCUUGGUGGGCAGCAGGACCUACCUCCUGGGGAACUCCAACCCCCGUAAGCAGGCUCAGGCUGUGCAAAACUGCAGCAUCAUGUAA